AGCUCUGUUUUUUCCCUUUAAUCAAUGACUGUGCCCUGUCUCUCCUCGUCUCUCACACACAUUGUUUUUUCUUUCGACAUUUUCAGGUUUAAUGUUACCAAAGAAACGGAUUAGAUUAGAGAUUUUCAAAAUCUCUUUACCAAAAUUCCAUUCCCAAUACAAAAUUACACCAUAACCCACAUCCAUUAAUGUUUAUUUUCUAAUCUCCCUCUUUCUCUUUUUCAUUUCUUCUUUUCUUCUUCUUCUUCUUCUUCUUCUUCAUUCCCCCUUUUCCCUUUUUCUUCUUCUUGCCACUCAUUCUCUCCUUCUAGGGUUUUGAAAACCAAAUCAUACCCAAUCCCCACCAAUUUCAGCUAAUUACAUCAUUAAUUUUUCCUUCUUAAUUCUUCUCUCUUUUGGGUUCUGUAAAAAAAAAUCCCUUCUCUCUGAUCACCUCCUUCUCUGUACCCUUUGGGGUUAAUAAUUUUUCCCUUUUGAUUUCUGGGUUUUCAUUCUUUUUCCCUUUCUCUUAUGCUGGGUUGUUGUUGUUGUUAGGUUUCUUUUACCGGGGUUGUUGAUAGGGGGCGGUUCCUGUUGUUGUUUCUUGCUUUUCUUUUUGUGGGUUGUUCUUGUUGUUGAUCAUGGACUAGAAUGUGGAAGAUCUGAUUCUGUUUCUCACGAUUUUUGGGGGAUCCAUGUCUUGGUUUGCUCCCCUUUACCUUGAUCGAGUUUUAAUGGCGCCUUGUUAUUGACAUUUGUUCUUCCCUUCCUUGGCUGCAAGUAUAUUAGUUUUUUCUCAAAAUGCAUUUCGCGAAGCUUGAUGACUCUCCUAUGUUCCGCAAGCAGAUACAAUGCUUGGAGGAAAGUGCUGAAUUAUUGAGGGAGCGGAGUUUGAAGUUUUAUAAAGGAUGUCGAAAAUACACUGAAGGACUUGGUGAGGGAUAUGAUGGUGAUAUUGCCUUCGCAAGUUCCUUGGAAACUUUUGGGGGCGGGCAUAAUGACCCAAUCAGUGUUGCUUUUGGAGGACCUGUCAUGACCAAAUUUACAAUUGCUUUGAGGGAAAUUGGGACAUACAAGGAAGUUCUUCGUUCCCAGGUGGAGCAUAUGCUUAACGACAGAUUACUGCAGUUUGUCAACAUUGAUUUGCUUGAAGUCAAGGAAGCAAGGAAGCGUUUUGACAAGGCUAGUCUUCUCUAUGACCAGGCUCGUGAGAAAUUCCUGUCACUGAGAAAAGGGACUAAAAGUGACGUUGCUAGUCUUUUGGAAGAGGAACUUCAUAAUGCAAGAUCUGCAUUUGAGCAGGCGCGCUUUAGUCUAGUGACUGCUCUUUCUAAUGUUGAGGCCAAGAAAAGGUUUGAAUUUUUAGAGGCGGUCAGUGGGACAAUGGAUGCACAUCUUCGUUACUUCAAACAGGGAUAUGAAUUGUUGCAUCAAAUGGAGCCUUAUAUUAAUCAGGUGUUGACCUAUGCCCAGCAAUCGAGAGAAAGGUCCAACUAUGAGCAGGCUGCUCUUAGUGAACGGAUGCAAGAGUACAAGAGGCAGGUUGAUCGGGAGAGUAGGUGGUCAUCAAAUGGUUCUAAUGGUUCUCCUAAUGGAGAUGGUAUUCAAGCCAUUGGUAGAAGUUCACAUAAAAUGAUAGAGGAAGUCAUGCAAUCUGCUGCAAAAGGAAAGGUUCAAACCAUUCGACAAGGUUAUCUCUCAAAGCGUUCUUCAAACUUGAGAGGUGACUGGAAAAGAAGAUUUUUUGUUCUUGAUAGCCGGGGAUUGCUGUAUUAUUAUCGCAAGCAGUGUAGCAAAUCAUCUGCGUCUCUAUCACAACUAGGAGGUCAGAGGAAUAGUUCAGAGCUUGGUUCUGGCCUUUUGAGCCGCUGGCUUUCUUCCCAUUAUCAUGGUGGGGUGCAUGAUGAGAAAUCUGUAGCUCAUCAUACAGUAAACCUGCUCACUUCAACAAUCAAAGUUGAUGCAGACCAGUCUGAUCUUAGGUUCUGCUUUCGCAUCAUAUCACCAACCAAAAGUUAUACUUUGCAGGCAGAGAGUGCACUUGAUCAAAUGGAUUGGAUUGAAAAAAUAACUGGAGUUAUUGCUUCAUUACUAAGCUCUCAGGCUCCAGAGAGGUGUCUUGCGGGUAGUCCCAUGGGAAGUGGUCAUCACAGAUCUACUAGUGAGAGUAGUUCUUUUGAAAGUUCUGACUUUGAUCAGACUGCGGUUGAAGAAUACACAUCGGAAAGAAGCCUUAGUUCCUCUCAUAUGGACCGCCCUUCAAGAAAUUUGCAACAGCAACGAUCAGUGAUGAAAAUUGAGAAGCCAAUAGAUAUACUUCGUAGAGUAUGUGGGAAUGAUAAGUGCGCGGACUGUGGUGCUCCUGAACCUGACUGGGCAUCCUUGAAUCUUGGUGUUCUUGUUUGUAUUGAAUGUUCUGGUGUUCAUCGUAAUCUUGGUGUUCACAUAUCAAAGGUGAGAUCCCUUACAUUGGAUGUCAAAGUGUGGGAACCUUCAGUUAUCAGUUUGUUUCAAUCCCUUGGAAAUACAUUUGCGAACUCGGUUUGGGAGGAGAUGCUGCAAUCUAGAAGUGCCUUUCAGGUUGAUCUUGUUACGGCAGGCUUGUACAAGUCUGAUAAACAGAAUAUGCAUUUUAUCAGCAAACCUAGUCAUUCUGAUCCAAUAUCAGUGAAGGAGAAGUUCAUUCAUGCAAAGUAUGCAGAAAAGGCUUUCGUUCGGAAACCAAAGGAAAAUCAAUAUCCACAUUUAGUGGCGCAACAAAUAUGGGACGGUGUACGCUCAAAUGACAAAAAAGCCGUUUAUCGUCACAUCAUAAACUCGGAAGCCGAUGUAAAUGCUGUGUAUAAGCAAGUGCCAUGUGGCUCUUUAACUCUUGCUAAAGUAAUGUUAAUGCAGGAGCCAACUGGCCUUGAGCAACAUAAUUACAAAGCCAGUGAUUUUGUUGAGAGAUCAACAAGCUCUUCGAUCUCAGAAGGUACAAGUGAAGGCCAAGCUAUGGAGAGCCUAGAUGGCUGCACACUCCUACAUCUCGCUUGUGAAACUGGAGACAUUGGUAUGCUCGAGCUCCUUCUACAGUGUGGGGCAAAUGUUAAUGCCAUCGACUCUCGACGUCAAUCGGCACUCCAUCAUAGUAUCACUAAAGGAAGAACUGCACUUGCCAAAUUGCUUCUUUCCAGGGGAGCCGAUCCACGAGCAGUGAACGAAGAUGGUAAAACCCCUUUCGAGUUGGCAGUAGAAUUAAAACUUAAUGAUGCGGAGAUUCUUGCUAUACUAUCUGAUGCAAAUGGAUGAGAUUGUUGUGGAAAUUCAAGAAAAAAAGGAAGAAAUUUGAAGGCAUCAAGAUAUAAGUUAAAUGAAAUUUGUAAGAUAGAAUGUAUUUAUGACUUUGGAGAGGUGGGUGUUUUUUCUGUUCUUUUUCUUUUUCUUUCUUUUUUUUGGAAAAAAAAUCCGGUGGGAAGUAAAAUGGCAAGAGUGUUUUUGAGAGAGGGGUUAAAGAGAGUGGUAGGUCAGCUUGCCUGCCCUCCUGGGCAAUCUUUGCAAGUUAGUCCAACAGAGUUGUAUUAUUGUAAAAUAGCCCCAGUUUGGCUUUGGAGUUUUUGCUGUGGCCUGAUGAGUAGUCAGUCAAAUAGCAGCUUCAACUUUGAAGCCAAGCCAUAAAGGGCUAAUCCCUUUUGUUUCUUUUCUUUGGUUUUAUUCAGUUUGCUUCCAUUUCAUGGUGAAGCUUUUGAUGAUUAUUAUUAAUCUUUAGGGCGUUGUGUAUUUGUA
Molecule: messenger RNA, 3744 nt
Organism: Cucumis melo (muskmelon)
Lineage: Eukaryota; Viridiplantae; Streptophyta; Magnoliopsida; Cucurbitales; Cucurbitaceae
Product: ADP-ribosylation factor GTPase-activating protein AGD3
Exons: 19
Coding region: 781-3270 (829 amino acids)
Cellular component (GO): cytoplasm
Molecular function (GO): protein binding; GTPase activator activity
Source: RefSeq, a predicted model, not a curated record